Molecule: messenger RNA, 903 nt
Organism: Aplosporella prunicola CBS 121167
Lineage: Eukaryota; Fungi; Ascomycota; Dothideomycetes; Botryosphaeriales; Aplosporellaceae
Exons: 3
Coding region: 1-903 (300 amino acids)
Source: RefSeq, a predicted model, not a curated record
AUGGCGACCGCAUAUCACGCCCGCACUCCUUCGCAUUCCAAGAGGGCUCGUCCAUCCCGCCCGGGCUUGCCGAAACGCAACUCAUCGUAUAGCAAGAGUCAAUUGCUUGGAGCCCCGCGCAAGGAAGAGGAAGAAGACGACGCCAUGGCCGCCAGCUUCCUGAACUACUGCACCGUUUGCGAGAAGCAAAUCAUCACUCCCAACAACUCAAUCCUGUACUGCUCUGAAAGCUGCCGGAAGAAGGACCACACCAAGCCUAUCAGCUUGGACUACUACUCUCCCCCUCAAACGCCCUACACCCAAUGCUCCUUCGACGAGCUUGUUUCCCACCCUAUCCUCUCUCCCCGCUCGCCGACUUCGCUUCCCUCGAAGCGUUUGUCGUAUGGCUUCUCCGAGGUUUCUGAUGACGAGGCCGACUGGGUCGACGAGAAGCCCAAGGUGUCGGAGGCCACCCGGUACCUGCGCGCUUCGGCCGACACCACCUCUAAGAGGAGGCCAAGCUACAAGAGGUCGACUUCGUCAACGCCCGUUCCCCCCAACAACCGCACGCCGUCACUAUCGCAUUCGCCGGGCAGCACGGCCAGCGUGUCGGUCCCCUUCACCCCCAACAGCCGGCCCCUUCCUUCGCGCACCAACCCCAACUACAGCAAGCGCUCGGUCGACCUGGUCAACCCCUUCGCCGUCCAGCCAAUCACCGCUCCCUCGAGCUUCUCGCAAUUCUACUCGCUCAAGAGCAUGCCCAGCUGCCAGACGUCAACAGGCAUCGCCGAGGGCGAGAUGCAGAUGUACAAGCGGACGUCGCUCCCCUCGCCGGGCCAGGGUAGCCUGAAGGAGCUCUUCGCCUUUAGCGCCAUGCAGGCACCACCGACCAGCACUGCAUCGACAAUGCGCCCCGGGUGGUAA